Messenger RNA from Scatophagus argus, 4453 nucleotides. Its product is annotated as double-stranded RNA-specific editase B2-like. Gene Ontology annotation, biological process: adenosine to inosine editing; RNA processing. The transcript is spliced from 8 exons. Lineage: Eukaryota; Metazoa; Chordata; Actinopteri; Scatophagidae. Bases 387 to 2594 code for a protein of 735 amino acids. Gene Ontology annotation, molecular function: double-stranded RNA adenosine deaminase activity; tRNA-specific adenosine deaminase activity; double-stranded RNA binding. The record is from RefSeq and is a predicted model, not a curated record. Gene Ontology annotation, cellular component: cytoplasm; nucleolus.
AUGUGCAUGGCAGACUGCAGAAAGGCAGAGUAAAGAGCAGAGACGGUGGAUGAAAAGAGAAGUCAUUACACAGAGCGACACAUUCUUGUAUUUAACAUUGUUUUAUCCAAAAACAAACUGAAAGUGAAACUAACACAAAGUCUACAGUCGGUUUCCACCUGAACUGUAAAGUUAGACACAUUAACACUGUGUUUUCGUCUUUCCGCCUUCGAUUUUUGAAAUUAUUCAUUGGUUCCAAAAAUUAGGCUGAUCACACAGUAACCUGGUCCAAAACUUUGGAUUAGGACCAAACAUCUGCAAGGCUAACAAGAAUCCCAUCAGCCUCAGCUGGUGUCUGCGUUUCUUGCUAAUGAGGACAUGUUAGUAUGCUAACAGGCUAAACUAAGAUGGUGGACACAGUAAACGUUAUAUCUGCCCAACAUUUGCAUGUCAUUGGAGGCACGUCAGCAUUUAGCUCAAAGUUCAGUCUCUGGCUCUUGUUUCCUGUUUUUCCAUGUCAUGAUUUGGAUUUGUCCACAGGUACGAGCAGUUUGGAGAAUCAGGAUGAGAAAAGACAGAUGGACUGUGACUCACUACAAAAGUAUCAUCCAUCAACUUUUUGCACAACCUUCCCCAAACACGCACCAAGAGCUCUGAAGAGGAAGCAGCCGCUUGUGGAUGGAAAGGAACGACUGCUCCACCAAAGCCACUUGACUUGUAAAAGAGCAGCCUGGACUGUGACUCAGAAGAACGCGCUGGUGCAGCUGAACGAGUUACGACCUGGUCUGCAAUAUGAGGUCUUGUCAAAGACUGGCCCGCUUCAUGCCCCAGUGUUUUCCGUAGGCGUGGAGGUGAAUGGUUUCCGCUUCGAGGGGCAAGGACCAACAAAAAAGCAGGCGAAGAUGAGGGCUGCAGAACUGGCUCUCCGGUCAUUCAUCCAGUUCCCAAACGCCUCCCAGGCUCACGCCACCAUGUGGAACUUCACCAGCACUCCCACAGAUUUUACAGCAGAUAAGCCGGACAUCCCCGACACGUUACUCAAAGAGUUCGAGCCAUCGCUGCGUGAAAACUGCGAUCUCUUGCACUGCAACACAGCAGCAGAAAACGAGGUUUGCCGCAGCGUUUACAACCACAGACGGCUUGUUCGACUCACGCUGGACUUGGUCUCAUCGGCAAGUCCGAAAAGACGAGCCCUUAGCGCCUCACUAUUAGAGCACCUCAGCCCGGUGGUGCUGCUCAGUGAGCUGCGACCUGGACUCAGGUACAUGUGCCUGACAGAGAGACUUCAUGGCCAGCCAAUGAGGAGUUUUGUGAUGGUGGUUAGGGUGGAGGGGAGGGUGUUUGAAGGGUGUGGUCGCAACAAGAGGCUGGCCAAAGCCCAGGCAGCAGCAGCCGCCCUACAGUCUCUUUACAACAUAAGUCUGGGACCAGAGAGGAAGGUCAUCCAGGCAAGUAGAGCCAAAGAUCAGCUACCUCAGUUCUUCGCAGAGUCCAUUUUCCACUUGGUGAGAAAGAAAUACAACGAGCUGACAGACAACUGUUUGUCUACCUCGCACGCCCGUCACAAGGUCCUGGCAGGGAUCGUCAUGACCAGAGGAUUCGACCUCAGAUCAGCCCAGGUUGUGUCUCUGGCCACAGGGACCAAGUGUCUGGACUCGGACAGCGUCAGCGACCACGGCGGUACGCUCAGCGACUGCCACGCUGAGGUCGUGAGCCGGAGGGCGCUGGUUCGUUUCCUGUACGCUCAGCUGGAGCUGCUGCUGUGUAAGCCAGCAGACUGUGAGGAACAAUCCAUCUUCGUACCAAAUAAAGAUGGCUGCGGCGGUGGCGUCCUCCGCCUGCAGGACGGCGUCCUCUUCCACAUGUACGUCAGCUCGUCGCCGUGCGGAGACGCUCGACUCAACUGCCCGUACGAGAGCUCAGCUGCAUAUCCCAGCAGAAGGUUCCACUGUCACCUCAGGGUGAAGGUGGACGGAGGUGAGGGGACGCUGCCUAUCACAGCACGAAAAGCCGAUCAGACAUGGGAUGGCGUGUCGCAGGGCAGACCUCUCAUCACCAUGUCCUGCACUGACAAGAUGGCGAAGUGGAGCGUUCUGGGCCUCCAGGGGGCGCUCCUCUCUCACCUGGUGGAGCCGGUUUACCUGCACAGCCUGACGGUGGGGACGCUCAGCCACACGGGUCACCUGGGCAGGGCGAUGGCACGACGCCUCGCCCCCGUCAAGCACCUGCCCUUCCCACACCGACGGCAGCAGCUGCUGCUCGGCUGCCUGAGCAGCAGUGAAGGUCGGCCAGCAGGAAAAGCGCCGAACGUCAGCGCGAACUGGAGCUGUGGUGACGUAGGCCUCGAGGAAAUCAGCACCUCCACAGGAAGGAGGAAGGACUCAGGGGCGGCGUCACGGCUCUGCAGGCGCUCCAUGUUCGCCCGCUGGCAGAGGCUGCAGCAUCAGUUGAGCGGUGAAGAAGCCCCUCUAGGGACAUAUUCUGCCUCCAAGAUGGCUGCCGGACGCUACCAAAGGGCAAUGGUGCAGUUUACCAGCACUCUGCAGGGGGCAGGGCUGGGAUCUUGGCUCAGAAAACCUCCAGAACUGGGUCACUUCAACAUCAAUGUGUGCUAAAGGCUGGAUGUGGAGGAUUAGAAUGAAGUUCUCAUGUGCUUUUCAUUUUGAAUAUGUGGAUGAGACCGUCCUCCCACACUCCUCCGUUUAGCUUCUAUGAGAAAUGAUAAACACUGAUGAUUGUAGAGACAUGGGACAGACAAGUAAAUAACUGAUUAUGCAAACGAGCACAACACAUACACAAAAGUAAAUGAAAUUUGAGCAGGAGCUGGAGCAGACAUUUUAGUGUGUAACAUUAGCUUCAGUAGUAUAAAAGCUCUGGAAGCUAACGCCAGCUUGUUUGGCUAACUUAAACCUAAAACCACUUAGCUAGCAGACAUUUUCUAAGCAAUAUACAGUGUUUGAAUUUAACUCUUUAUUAAGGUCAGUUAACUGAAGAAACAACUGUACAGUUAAGGCUGAAUGAGUAAAUGUCAGCUGAGCACCACUAAUGCAGUGUUACUGUCAUGCUGCAGACACACCAGUUAUGAGUUUAUAUGUAAUCUGGCUAAUACUUUUAGCUACGAUAUCUACAAAAAUCCAAAUUAGACACAAAACACAAUUCAGCUAAUUAAAAUUAACUACAAUUAGAAGUUAGAUGUUGCUAUAUGUUGCCAAAUGCCUACAAAUAUGUAAUACAAAUCUAAAAAACAGUCAGUCAAAGCUUAAUUUCAAACCAUUUGCUGUGACUUCCAGGUUAGCUUUUGGGCCAACUGUUUUGGAAUAAUUCUGUACGCGCUCAAGUGAAAGUUAAGGGAGAUUUUCUUCCUCCUUUUGUUUUCCAAAGGCCACAGCAAACAGACGCCGAAAGACACCGUGAAUUUGGUGUAGUGUGGGUCGUGUUUGCUGCCCAGGUGUGAACAUCAUUAGAUGCCCAAAGAUACUGAAGAUGGACUCAUUCAUCCAAUUUUAUCUUGCAUCUGUACAUUUAUUUACUUCUAAGGGACCUUCUUUGACACAGUCUUCACAGGCCAAUGUCCUCACUGUCCAAUAGUGUCCGCAUAAGGUCUAAAGUCCACCCUGGUCCUCACAAACUCUACAUAAUAGGAGUAUAAAUACACAUAAGAGACAUGGUUUUGUCAUUUCAGAGGACGUCGUAUUGACUUUUAGCAAAUUGUGACCUUAACCAUAACCACUACACACCUACUCAAAACCAAACCAAAAACCAAGUCUUAACUCUAACACUAAGCGGUUUACUUCAUAUGUGAGAAGAUUUAUAGCUCCCAUAAUGUGAUUACUACAAUGUAGAAGAUGACUGUGAAGCAAAAUCAUUUUUAUUAGUAACAACAGCUUCUGGUUUCUACAUGACAGAACCAAGAGUCACAUCUGAGUUUUAUUCUUUGUGUUUUUUGUGUUUGUUUACAUUGAGAAAAUUUGUGUUUUGAUGUUUCAGUAAUUUGAUGUAACUGUAUGCCCUCCCUUGUUCAGUUAGGUUGAUGUUUUCCACCCUCAUGCAUUCUGAAACUCAGCAUCGAAAGCACGCUGCCACCUAGUGAAACACUGUGUGCACUACAACAUGUGGAGUCAAGCUUUUACUGCAGACAGAAAUAUGUUACUGAAUGUUACAUGAUAAUGAUAAAUGUAAUGACAAACAUCCCAAAAGCUUUUACUUUCCAGGGAAAUUCUUCUCGUGUGGUUGGUGUCUCCUCCUGCUCAUUUAUAAGUUUCCUGAGUUAAGGAAUGUAAGAGCACUUCUACUGCGAGCGACCAGUUUGAAUGUGAUGUAAACUUUUAUUAGGUAUGCAGAAUGGAUGUGGGCUAUACUGGUCAUGAGUCUUUUUAAUCCCUGGGAAUAAAUGAUCUUAUUUGUGUUAGUGUUUUGUGUUUUGUGUUUGAGUAUCUUUUAUCAUAUCAAAGCUAUACUUCAGCAUCAACAUCCA